CCUUUGGGAAAAAUAUUCUGCCUCUUAAUAUUUCCCCAAAGUAUUUCAUUCUUCGGGCGGGUGUGUGUGUGCAAUGAUUAGGGAUCUGUUUUCGGAAGUGACCCCCCCCCCCUUUCCUCUCUUCUCUUGCCCAGUUGCAGACUGCAAAGCGCCCCGAGAAAUCUCGCACGGCUUCGUCACCUUCUCCACCCCCCAAAACCUGACCACGUACCAGGCUGAGAUCCGGUAUUCCUGCCAAGAGCCCUUCUACCAAAUGGUUCCCAACAUCACAGGAAUCUUCACCUGUGACACCAAAGGUGCUUGGAGAAGCAGCGAGCUGGGGACCCAUCUACCCUCCUGCCAGCCAGUGUGUGGACAGCCCAGCCGCGCUCUGCCCACUUUGGUCAAGAGGAUAAUCGGUGGGAGAAACGCAGAGCCUGGUUUUUUCCCCUGGCAAGCUCUGAUCGUGGUGGAGGACACUUCACGGGUGCCUAACGAACGGUGGUUCGGGAGCGGGGCCCUCCUCUCCGAGUCGUGGGUCUUGACCGCCGCCCACGUCCUCCGCUCCCAGCGACGGGACAACACCCUGAUCGCCGUCUCCAAAGAGCACGUCAACGUCUACCUGGGCCUUCACGACGUCCGGAACAAAAUCGACGCGGUCAACCGGACGGUGGAGAAGAUCAUCCUCCAUGAAUCCUUCGACAUCCAGAAUUACAACCACGACAUCGCGUUGGUCAAGCUGAAGGAGAAGGUGGCCAUGGGGCCUUACAUCAUGCCGGUUUGCCUCCCCCAGGAUCCACACGAAUUAGGGGGACCUCAAGCCAACACGCUGGGCUUGGUGGCCGGUUGGGGAAUCUCCAACCCCAACGUCACGGUGGACGAGGUGAUCAGUUCUGGGAUGCAGACCUUGUCGGACGUCCUCCAGUACGUGAAGCUACCUGUGGUCCUCCACGCGGAGUGCAAGACCAGUUACGAAUCCAGAUCUGGCAACUACAGCGUGACGGAGAAUAUGUUCUGCGCCGGUUAUUACGAAGGAGGGAAGGACACCUGCCUUGGGGACAGCGGUGGUGCGUUUGUCAUCCGAGACCUGGACAAUCGGCGGUGGGUGGCCCAAGGAUUGGUCUCCUGGGGUGGACCAGAAGAAUGCGGCAGCAAGCAAGUCUACGGGGUAUACACCAAGGUAUCCAACUACGUUGACUGGCUGCAGGAGAAGACAGGGUGGACAUUCCUGAAUUCCAGUCUGGAGAAGAGAUGAACUGCGCUCAACCCAAGGACUGAACUUGUGUUUGAAGGACGUCAAGCGAGCUCAACGACAUUCCAAGUUCUUUGAGGGCAUUCUGGACAGGGAGGAAGAUCUGGAGAUCUUUCCUCCUUGCAUGAAAUUUCAGACACUCCAACUGUAAGAAGAAGAAGCAACAUUACCCCAUUGCCACCAGGCGAACUCCAGAAAGUGUGGCUGGCACGCAUUGAAUGGCGCCCAUGGCAUCGUUUAAAACUUUCUUCCCAGCUUUUCGGUGUUGGCAAAGGGACAACUUAAAGAUGCGCUGAAUUUUGUCAUUUUGUAGACACGGGAAACUUAAGACGGGUGAUUCAAGAUGGGCUAAGACAGAGGUCUUCAAACUUGGCAACUUUAAGACUUGUGGACUUCAAUUCCCAGAAGUCUCAAUUCUGGGAGUUGAAUUCUGGGAGCUGAAGUCCUCAAGUCCAAUUGAGUUGAAGUCAACUCAGCUCUGGGAGUUGAAGUCCCAGAAGUCUCAAUUCUGGGAGUUGAAUUCUGGGAGCUGAAGUUCUCAAGUCAACUCAGUUUGGAAGUGGAAGUCCCAGACGUUUCAAUUCUGGGAGUUGAAUUCUGGGAGCUGAAGUCCUCAAGUCCAAUUGAGUUGAAGUCAACUCAGCUCUGGGAGUUGAAAUCCCAGAAGUCUCAAUUCUGGGAGUUGAAUUCUGGGAGCUGAAGUCCUCAAGUCCAAUUGAGUUGAAGUCAACUCUGUUCUGGGAGUUGAAGUCCCAGAAGUGUCAAUUCUGGGAAUUGAAUUCUGGGAGCUGAAGUCCUCAAGUCCAAUUGAGUUGAAGUCAACUCGCUCUGGGAGUUGAAGUCCCAGAAGUCUCAAUUCUGGGAGUUGAAUUCUGGGAGCUGAAGUCCUCAAGUUCAAGAGUUGAAGUCAACUCAGUUCUGGGAGUUGAAGUCCCAGAAGUCUCAAUUCUGGGAGUUGAAUUCUGGGAGCUGAAGUCCUCAAGUCCAAUUGAGUUGAAGUCAACUCAGCUCUGGGAGU
This is a messenger RNA of Thamnophis elegans (Western terrestrial garter snake), 2249 nucleotides long. It is a transcript of the gene MASP1, whose product is annotated as mannan binding lectin serine peptidase 1. Gene Ontology annotation, cellular component: blood microparticle. Gene Ontology annotation, molecular function: serine-type endopeptidase activity. NCBI's taxonomy places the organism in Eukaryota, Metazoa, Chordata, Lepidosauria, Squamata, Natricidae. Gene Ontology annotation, biological process: zymogen activation. The coding region runs from base 74 to 1234 and encodes 386 amino acids. The transcript has 3 exons. The record is from RefSeq and is a predicted model, not a curated record.